CGCGCGCCGCCUCCCCCAGGCCAGGCCUUCUACCCUUGCAACAGACAACAACCCUGCAACAGCCACAAUCUUCGAGUGUCGGGUAAAGUGCAGACCCCGCUCCAGAGCGAGAGAACGACAUGGCGGCGACCAAGCCGGAGAACCUCACCCUGGUGGUGCACGGACCCGGGGACCUACGCCUGGAGAACUACCCUAUCCCUGAACCAGGCCCAAAUGAGGUGCUGCUAAAGAUGCACUCCGUUGGAAUCUGUGGUUCAGAUGUUCACUACUGGCAACAUGGUCGAAUUGGGGAUUUUAUUGUGAAAAAGCCAAUGGUGCUGGGCCAUGAAGCUUCAGGAACUGUUGUGAAAGUGGGAUCACUGGUCAAACACCUCAAACCAGGUGACCGAGUUGCCAUCGAGCCCGGUGCUCCCCGAGAAACGGAUGAAUUUUGUAAGAUCGGCCGGUACAACCUGUCGCCAUCUAUCUUCUUCUGCGCCACGCCCCCGGAUGAUGGGAACCUCUGUCGCUUCUACAAGCACAACGCCGACUUCUGCUACAAGCUUCCGGACAAUGUCACCUUUGAAGAAGGGGCCCUGAUUGAGCCACUGUCUGUGGGGAUCUAUGCCUGCCGACGAGCUGGGGUCACCCUGGGACACAGGGUCCUUGUGUGUGGAGCUGGGCCAAUUGGAAUGGUCACUUUGCUUGUGGCCAAAGCAAUGGGAGCAGCUCAAGUUGUAGUAACUGAUCUGUCUGCCUCAAGGUUGUCUAGAGCUACAGAAGCCGGGGCUGAUUUCAUCAUCCAGAUAUCCAAGGAGAGCCCACAGGAAGUCGCCAAGAAGGUGGAGGGCCUGCUAGGAUGCAAACCGGAAGUCACCAUCGAGUGCACAGGCGCAGAGUCCGCCAUCCAGACGGGCAUCUAUGCCACUCGUUCUGGUGGGACCCUGGUGCUCGUGGGGAUGGGCCCUGAGAUGGUGUCUGUGCCCCUGGUGCAUGCAGCCAUCCGCGAGGUGGACAUCAAGGGUGUGUUUCGCUAUUGCAACACGUGGCCCAUGGCAAUUGCAAUGCUCGCCUCAAAGUCUGUGAAUGUGAAGUCCUUAGUCACCCACAGGUUUCCUCUGGAGAAAGCUCUGGAGGCCUUUGAAACAUCCAAAAAGGGGCUGGGGUUGAAAGUCAUGCUCAAGUGUGACCCCAGCGACCAGAAUCUCUGAAGCGCAUUGGGCUCUGCCCCACCUCCACCUCCCACCCUUCCCGCAUCUGGGGCUAAAUGACUAGGUAGGGUAGACUUUGAUGCAGAAGUUCAUUUUGAGCAACAGGAAUAAUCAGUAAUUCUUUACAAACAAUCACACACAGAGAAGUUGGCCUACCCUGAAAACACAGUGGGGGGAAUUUGGGGGAAAUUUGUAGCUGGAAUGAACCUGUUCAUACUGAGCAAAGUUCAGCAAGUAGAACAGAGCUUUGCAGGUCCGUGCCAGGAACUCCCUUCUUCCUGGAAUGCCUGAGAUGAGUAAGGGAAGAAAGCUGCCUGUUGGGUUCCUGGUUCCACCUUGACUGUGGCCGAGGAGAGAUAACUUCAUGAGUAAAAACUAGGCCCAGAAGCUGACCUGCACAAAAUCCUGCAACUCAGGGUCGAUCUAGGAUGGGGGUUUGUUGAUGGUUUGAGUCUUAUGUAUUAGAUUUGGCCGUAAAGGUAGAAAGUAAGGGACUGGCCUUACUUUUAAAGUCAAUCAAACAAAUAAAUUUUCAUGUGAAAUGAAA
Messenger RNA from Erinaceus europaeus (western European hedgehog), 1737 nucleotides. RefSeq names its product sorbitol dehydrogenase (gene SORD). Gene Ontology annotation, molecular function: L-iditol 2-dehydrogenase (NAD+) activity; zinc ion binding. Gene Ontology annotation, biological process: D-sorbitol catabolic process. Lineage: Eukaryota; Metazoa; Chordata; Mammalia; Eulipotyphla; Erinaceidae. Bases 120 to 1190 code for a protein of 356 amino acids. The transcript has 9 exons. The record is from RefSeq and is a predicted model, not a curated record.